This is a messenger RNA of Astrephomene gubernaculifera, 617 nucleotides long. The record is from the annotation of a GenBank genome assembly. NCBI's taxonomy places the organism in Eukaryota, Viridiplantae, Chlorophyta, Chlorophyceae, Chlamydomonadales, Astrephomenaceae.
ACAGCAGCAGCUGGCGCUGGCUGGAACCUCAGCCGGCACUCCCAACGCCAGCAUGCCUCGGCCGCUGGGAACCUGGCUUCCGGACGCCAUGUGGUCCGCCGCAACCGCCGGUGCGCCGCCUGCGUCGGGGUCCACCGCGCCCCCAUGGCAUGUGCUGCUGCCGCAGCCGCCGCCUCACCCCACCGCAGCGCCCUCUUGCCAGCCCCAUGCAACUGCGGGGCCAUCAGCAGCCGCUGCUGCAGGGGCGCCUCGCGCCACCGCGCUGGCCCCGCCUGCGCUGCUGUGCUGCUCAGCGCAGGAGGCAGUGGCGCACGGCCGGGCGCAGCUGCAGCUGCAGGCCACGUUGUUUCAGUUGCUGCUGGAGGGCAUGUGGGCGGCACCGCUGCUGCCGCGGCACCGGCCGCAGCUGCCGCCGCCGCCACCGCAGCAGCCCCCACGCCACAGGCAAGGGGCGGCCUUGACAGGAGCACGUGGCGGCAGCAGCGGUGCGGGAGGCAGGCAGGGCGCAGAGGAGGUGGUGUGGGAGCGGUGGCUUGCGCAGUGCCGGUUGGCGCAUCUGCUGUUGUUCAAGGGCGCGUGGAACAGGUUGUGUAGCGUGGUGGAGUUGCAGGAGGAGG